Molecule: messenger RNA, 1626 nt
Organism: Recurvomyces mirabilis
Lineage: Eukaryota; Fungi; Ascomycota; Dothideomycetes; Mycosphaerellales; Teratosphaeriaceae
Exons: 2
Coding region: 1-1626 (541 amino acids)
Source: RefSeq, a predicted model, not a curated record
AUGGUGUAUUCCAAGGUACUCGGAGCCGGGUUGUGCUUGUUGGCGGUCACCAUUCUCGCGGCGCCUCCGGCCAGAAUUGGGAUCAAUACUGCAGGCAAGCGUCCUGCGCAAGAUCACGACUCCAUACUGCCUAAGCGUCCCAAAUCUGAGGCUUUCACUGAGGCUAUCAAAGCAAACGAGGAGGAGUAUAUGUUACUGGACGAACCGCAAUCCUCUUUCGUAGAUCCUGCCGAACUUCGAACGCAUGGAUGGGCCGUGAACACAGAGCAAUCUAAGGACAGCCUUGAUAUUGAUUCUCUUGUCGCUGGUCUGCACGGCCUGGGAGUGAGCACGACUCGCGACCAAUAUACUGAGAAGCAGGUCGUCCAUAAAGAGUCCGCACAGUCGAAGGCCGACCCCGUGGCGCUAGAUGGCCCCAAUGCCGACCAUCCCUAUGCGUCUUAUACUCAGUGGCUCGAUAUCCAGCAAGGCGCCAUGAUCGUGGAUGCGACAGACUUAGGACAAGGCCAUCCGUCCACCGCACAUCAAGCCUCCACCCAACCUCUCCAAGAUCAUACCCUACAGCUAUGGGAGUGGCACGACGUAGCAUAUCUAGUAUGGGCCGAGGCUUGUGCGCAACACCGACGCCAUGCUUCAGCCAUGAGCUGGCUGAUCUUCAUCAAUGUCAAGUCUGCCUCUACGUUGAUGAUCCUCCAGGAUAUAUUCGGUCCGCACCUAGAGAACCUUCUAUCCGGGCCCGGCAUGCAGUUCUCUGCCACUGAGGAAGGCGGUGAAGCACUGCUAGGCUCUGAAAUUGGGCUGCUGGCCAGACACUUCCUCUCCUCACACCGACAAGAGUUCGGCAGAUCCAACAUCGAAUCUGUGGAUAUCUUCUCGGCCGAUAGCCAGGUGGUGAACGUGAGACUUCCAGUGAUGGCUUUCUCUAUCACGAAGACAGGUAGUCCAGAACUCGGAGUAGAUCUGCGUCUGGGGUUUGCCACGGACAAGGCCGCCAACGUGAUGACUUCGGGAGUACAAAGUGGCUGGGGUUCGAGCCGCUAUAGUCUUGAGAAGACGAUCAAUCGCAAUGGUAAAACAUGGCUUGCGACCGAGGCCAAAUACCGAGUGUACCUCAAUCGCAGGGAUGAGGUCGUUGUGACCACACUCAUGGUAAGCCCCGAGCAGGCUGCUGCACUGAAGCCGAACCUGGAUAAAUCGAGCCCACAGGGGACCGCACCUACGAUCUCCCAAUGGUCUGAUUUUACGCAUCAGUUAUGGCGUAUCAGCGUUCAACCGCCAUCGCAACCAUGGAAACCGACUUGGCUGUUCUUCCCCCUGAUCUUCGACGGGGAGACGUUGCAACGUCUUCAGUACGAUCGCAAUUCUCAGCCGAUCGCCUUUCCUGGAAACACUUUCGAUGGUUCUUCUGAAGACGGUCGGAGUCUACUGAACACACCGCUCGGACGACAGGCCUUACACCUUAUCUCGAAUAUGCAAAAUGCCCACGAUUCCGCGAAAGGCUCCAUCGACGUCAUCCAUGUAUACUCGAUCAGACGUAAUUGGGCAGCUUCGUCCCGGCUUGCCACUGGUAACGUGAUCAAGAUGUCGACCAGACCGUGUGUUGCUAUGCAUGUCAAGUGGGAGUGA